Messenger RNA from Suillus paluster, 2157 nucleotides. Its product is annotated as glycosyltransferase family 22 protein. Bases 104 to 1690 code for a protein of 528 amino acids. Gene Ontology annotation, molecular function: alpha-1,2-mannosyltransferase activity. The transcript has 9 exons. Gene Ontology annotation, biological process: GPI anchor biosynthetic process. Gene Ontology annotation, cellular component: endoplasmic reticulum membrane. The record is from RefSeq and is a predicted model, not a curated record. Lineage: Eukaryota; Fungi; Basidiomycota; Agaricomycetes; Boletales; Suillaceae.
AAUUUCGAUCUCCGACAGCGCGUCGCGACAUUUCUAUUCCGAACUCAAGACAACGGACGGUCCGAGAUCAAGUAUUUGGCCAUCCCCGGCUCUAUCGCUUUACAUGAUUUCAAAACGUACGUUCAAAUGGAUCUAUGCCGGUCUAUGGAUACUACGGAUAUGCUUUGCGCUUCUCGGAACUGGGUACAUUCACCCAGAUGAACACAUGCAAAAUGGAGAAGUUACCUCAGGCGACCUCCUAGCAUAUCACACCAUCCGUACUUGGGAAUGGUCUACGGCACUUCCUCUCCGCUCCAUAGUACCGGCAUUUACGACAACUGGAAUCCCUGUCUGGUUUGUUAAGUUCUUCUUAAGCAAGAAACACUUGACACAGGGGGUGCAGCCUGCGUUGCUUUUUCGAUUGGAACGGUUCGCCUUCUUGGUCAUAUCUGGGCUUCUUGAUUAUAGCUUAAUGAAUUUAGUAUCCCCGCCAAGUGACCGACGACUAGGUCUUCUACUUUUGGCAUCAUCUCAUAUCACAAACACGUUCCAGGUUCGACCAUUCUCGAACUCUAUCGAGGCGGUGCUCGUCGCUUUGAGCCUCGCGCUCUCGCGUAAGAUAAACUCAGUUAAGACGGUGGAGAAGAGUUAUUUUCUCCAUUUACUAGCCAUAACCUUCGUGACCGGUAUAUUCACUCGCCCAACCUUCUUGAUAUUCGGGGCACCUAUCGCGUAUCAGGUGGCGCUUCGGACAUUUACAUGUGCCGGAACUGCAACCAGGUGGCUGCGCCUUGUUGUCCCACCAUUUUUCACUGCAGCAGUUGUAUGUGCUGCAUUUCUGGUGGCGGAUACCCUCUAUUUUCGAGGCACCCUUGACGAUCUCGUGGUGACACCUGUUAAUUUCCUCAAGUAUAAUUUUUCGUCCCAUAAUCUGGCAGAACAUGGACUCCAUCCACGUUGGCUGCAUGUUUUUGUGAACCUUCCGAUGUUGUUUGGCCCCUGGGUCCUUUGGCUAGCGGUGCGCGCGAUCGUGGACUGUACCACAUCGUUUGGCGAGAAGAAUGGCAAAUCAUUUGAAGUGGAUAUUCUUUGCCCGACAAUCAUACAAAUGAUCAUUUUGUCGUUGACUGUCCUUUCUAUGCAACCUCACCAAGAGCCUCGCUUCUUGGUGCCUCUUUUACUGCCUAUCAUCGUCUUAAUAACAAACACCGGACGAUUGGCCUGUGUUGGCAAGGCAUUCUGGGUAUCCUGCUCCAUCUUCAACUUGGUGCUUGCGGUUCUAUUUGGAAUUUUGCAUCAAGGAGGCGUAGUGCCCUCCCUAUUCCACCUCCAUUCCGUGGUUGCUGAUGCCUCCCUUGGUACGCGUACAAGCAUCAUCUACUGGAAGACGUACAUACCCCCACUCCACUUCCUCGGCGUCGACGGACGAGAUGUCACAUCUGACAUAAUUUCUUUCACUGAUCUGGCUGGGGCAUCCCAAGAUGACUUCGUUGCGUCCAUCAGUGCUGGUGACUACAACAGGACGUUCAUCGUGACCCCUGUAGCUAUGUGGUCCACGUUACCUCCUGCACUUACGAACUGUAUGGAACUAGACAAGGCCAUUUUUCCGCAUCUCGAUCUUGAUCAUAUUCCGGAGAGCAUGGAUGCAGGUGUGCUUGAUGGCCUUCGUUUAGGGGUGUAUACUUUGGCACCCAAAUGUAUCUUUGUUUGAUUUAUUGAUGUACUGCAUAGCGAAUGCAUAUAACGGUGGAUGCUGGUGGAGGGGCUGGGCGGUGGCCCUCACCGACUGUAACCACCACAGCACGAUACAAAUGUUUUCUCGGCGAUUCGUGAACAUGGUUGCCGUCGCGUGAUAGAACAUCUUGAUUUAAGACUAUAAUCUUCGUGUACUGACUCCGUUACAAAGUAUUAAUCACUGAUAAUAGAUGCCUCUCUGCACAGACUCGACGCAUAACUUGAAGUAACGAAAUACACGACGAACUUCCUUUUCCUUUUCCCUCCCGAGUUCCAAUUUAUGUAGUGGCCAAUCCGCUGCAUAUCAAUUCUCCACGGACAGUAACCUGCACUACUGAGAGCAACUGCUCAAGGAUACCCACGUCAACGUCGUCGGGCGUCUGAAAGUCUACCACUCGCACGCUGCAAGAUGCAGUGGCUGCAAGCGCCGCCAUAAGACAAUCA